ACAAAUAUUUCAAUAAACUUUACUUUACACAUGAUUAAUAGAAUCUAAUUUCCUCUAAUAACUCCAAUCAAUCAAUUUUCCUCCUUAAACCAUACUUUCCCACUCCAAUAAAAUACAAAAACUUACAUAUAAAAAUAAAAUACCCCCCAAAAAAUAAAUCUCCAUGUCGUAUCAACGUUUCCUUGACAGUAGGCGCAGUUCUUCUCUUCCUUUUUCCGGCGAGUCGCUAACGUGCGCAUCCUCCUUUGUUCUCCAUUAACGCUAACGUGUUCAGCUUCAACGUUCAGUAUCCUGGGAAGUUUAUGUACCCGCGGACGAUUUGACCGACCCUGCUCCUGCUACGACAUUUGAUGGUUAUACAUGUGGAGGGAAGUGUGAGUAUUUUGAUAUGGGUUUGGUAGAUAUGGGGGAGGAGAAAGUAUCUAAGAAGUGCGUUGAGAUGAAGUUUGAUUCAGGGGAUGAUGAGCCAAUUGGGUCUUUAUUGAAGUUAAAAAGCAAAAAGAAAUCGAAGAAAGUGAAGGUGGAUUUAGGUAGUAGUAAGGAGGUGGUUGAUAAAGCAGUGGUUAAGGAUGAAGAUUUGGGUGGGAUGGAUGAUACUUUAGCUAGUUUUAGGAAAAAACUGAAGGUUCCUAAGAAGGGUAAUGGAUCUGUGUCAAGUAUUGGGAAAAGUUUGAGUAGCAAGUCCUGUAAGUUAACGGUGAAAUCUCCAGAUGGGUCUGCGAAGGUAGCGGGAAAGAUUGAUGUUGAAUGUCUAUCUGAAAGGAUAAUGGAUAAAGGUUUUGAGAAAGGGAAUAAGAGAAAAAGUAAGAGAGCAAAGGUUGCUUUGGAGCUGAAGAAAUCGCAGAUAUCUGGGGAUGUGUGCUUACAAUACGAUAAAGAGAGUGGAAAAAGCUCUCCCAAUAGCAUGGAUGGUAUUCUUGAAGAUUCACUAUCAGCUUUUCUGAAGAAAGGGCGUUCUGGUUUGACUAAGAAAUCCAACAGUUCUUUGCAGUUGAAAAGAGGGAAGGGAAGUGAAAUUUUGCACUCUAGCCCGUCCAUAUCCGCAAGUAUGUGCCAGAACUUGGUUGAAGAAAUUCCUGAAUCCAAUGAGAAUGUGCAUGUGGCACUUGAUAGAGGUUCAGUAGAUAUGAAGUCAAAAUCAGGUGAUUUAUUGUCUGUAAAGCAAGAAUUUGUGCAAUACAUUCCAUCUCAGUCUGAUUCAAGGCCAGAGCUUUCUUCAUCUGCAUUUAACAAUGAUGAGUUGUUGAAAUCAUGCAUUGACAUUGAUGAUGCAUCUGCCAUAGAAGGAUCUCAAUCAAAUGUACGGGCAUGUCAUAACAAGGUCACAGGUGUCUUAGAUGGUGGGGUCAAAUGUCACAUUAAACUUGGUGAGGAGGAAACUGCCACAACAAAUAAUAUUGUGGGUGGGAAUUGUGAGGAUAUUCAUGAUGAGGGUGUCUUGAAGAACCGUUCUAUUUAUCAUGGACAGUUUUCUUCCAAGGAUGGUUUUACUGAUCAUCCAAUUGUAACAGGUCAUGAUAUUUCGUCUGCAGAUACCGUUACUCAUGUGAAUAUCGAGAAGUUUGAGCAUCCCGUGUUAGAAACCAAGUUCAAUGCUGAUAUAGAUGUGAACUCAAAUGCAAUUUUAAGCUGCCGAGAAACUCAUGUACAUGAUCAAAUAUGUUCUUCAAACCGAGCAGAUGAUUCAGGUUCUUGUAGAAGCAUUCAGUUAUUGAACAAGCAUGAUGAUACAGCUCAAGUUCGUUUAAGGCCUGAUUUUGUUGCAGCAGAAAAGUGUUCACUUGACGUUGAUGAUGAGAAGCGAAUUUCUGGUGAUUCUGUUUAUGAGCAAGCUUGCGCUCCAGUUUAUUUGCCAAAGGAGGAUAGGCAAUUGUUUGAGGGUGGGUUGUCUUCAGUGUCUGUAGGAAAGAAUCAGCAAGUUAAUGCCAGCCAGAUGAAGCACGAGGACCAAAUCAUGGAGAAUGGUGAUGACUCAUAUGGUUCUUCUAAACAAAUGACUAUUGAUAAUUCUGCUACCUUAUUGCGCAAAUGCAGUUCUGUUUUCCAUCAGAGUCAACUGGCCGAUGAUAAUUGUGAAGGUGCACAUCAUCAAAGCCGUGACUUUGUUUCCGGAGAUGAUGAAGCUGAUGCCACAUCUUCUCCAUCAAUUACACCAAAAUGUGAUGAAAGUGUUGCUGAAGAGUUCGAGUCUAAGCUGUCAUCUGAAGGAAAAGAGCAGAUACUCUUUUCAGGUCAACGCGCUCCACGUAAGACGAAAAAACGUAGGCACGGGGACAUGGCCUAUGAGGGGGAUGUGGAUUGGGAAAUUCUGGUGCAUGGGCAAGAUUUUCUUCUAAGUCAUCAGGAUGGAGACGGUCUACAUUCCUUCAAAACAAGAGAGAAACUUGAGUCGUCGUUGAUAGUCAUGGAUACUGAAAAUGGUGGGGUAGCAGCAGUGUCUGUCGGACUUAAAGCUCGUGAAGUUGGCCCAGUAGAAAGAAUCAAGUUUAAGGAGGUACUGAAGCGCAGAGCUGGACUCCUGGAAUAUCUGGAAUGCAGAAAUUGGAUUUUGAGCCUUUGGAAUAAAGACAUCAGUCGCGUCUUGCCUCUUUCAGAAUGUGGAGUGUCUGAAAGCCCUGUAGUGGAUGAGUCACCUCGGGCUUCUUUAAUUAGGCAAAUCUAUUCAUUUCUUGAUCAAUAUGGCUACAUAAAUUUUGGAGCUGCUUCAGAGAAGAAUAAAGCUGAAAAUGGUUCCAAACACAACUUGAAAAUUUUGAAGGAUGAAAAAAUUGUAGAAAAAUCUGGAGCUCCUGUUGCUGAUACAGAUGAUGGAGUUUCUUUUAUUCUUGGGAGGUCAAAGAGUUCUGAGAUUAUCAUGCCGGAGAAGAAUGAUGUCUUAUCUGAUGAAGGGAAAAAGGCAGAAAAAUGUGGAACUGAUUGUCAGAUCAUUGAUAGGCGGGCCUUAGAGUUAUCUACUCUAGCAGAGCCCCGAGAAUGUCCUGUUGAUGAUUGCCGUGUAAAUGGUUAUCUUGAUAUCCAGUCACCGCGUCAACCAUUUGAUUUAGGUUUAGUUGCUCAAGUGCCUUCAAGUGAAGUGAAGGAUAGUGAAUUACAGAAAAUUGUAGAUCCAGAUCUUUUGCCUCCCAACAAUACUGAGAUUGACAGUAGAACAGCCAAUAAAUAUCUCGUGAUUUCAGAAGAUUCCUGUGGGUUCCCACCUGAUUUAUUAGGGAGUCAAAGGCUGAACACAUGCUGUGAUUCAAAAGGGAAAAAAGAAAUAAUUGUUGUUGGUGCUGGUCCUGCUGGACUAACUGCGGCUCGGCACCUGAAGCGCCAAGGUUUCCAUGUUACCGUCCUUGAAGCCAGAAGUAGAAUAGGUGGUCGUGUUUUUACAGAUCGCUCAUCUCUCUCUGUUCCAGUGGAUCUUGGUGCAAGCAUUAUUACUGGUAUUGAGGCAGAUGUGGCGACUGAAAGAAGACCAGAUCCUUCUUCAUUGAUUUGUGCACAGUUGGGUCUUGAAUUGACUGUAUUGAACAGUGAUUGUCCCCUGUAUGAUGUAGCUACUGGCCAGAAAGUACCAGCAGAUCUGGAUGAAGCAUUGGAAGCAGAAUUCAAUAGCUUAUUGGAUGACAUGGUACUGUUGGUUGCUCAAAAAGGGGAGCAUGCGAUGAGGAUGUCCCUGGAGGAUGGUUUAGAAUAUGCCCUUAAGAAACGCCGCAAGUCCCGUUUUGUGAGAAAUCAUAUAGGUAAUGAACCACAAAAAUUAUCAGUGACAGCAAUGGAAUCCAUGACACUUUCUGAUGGUGGAGUUCCUCAUCAUCAUAAUUCUAAGGUAGAGAUCUUGAGCCCCCCUGAGAGGAGGGUAAUGGAUUGGCAUUUCGCCAACCUGGAGUAUGGUUGUGCUGCAUUGCUUAAAGAAGUCUCUCUUCCAUAUUGGAAUCAGGAUGAUGCAUAUGGAGGUUUUGGUGGAGCUCAUUGUAUGAUUAAAGGUGGCUACAGCUCCGUUGUUGAAUCACUGGGUGAGGAACUUUGCAUUCACUUGAACCACAUUGUUACUGAUAUUUCAUAUUGCAAAGAAGACGUUCCAACAAAAAAUGACUUGUUUAACAAGGUAAAAGUUUCGACAUCAAAUGGACGAGAGUUUUCUGGAGAUGCAGUCCUUAUUACAGUUCCAUUAGGGUGUCUCAAGGCGGAAGCCAUUAAAUUUUCACCACCUUUACCCCACUGGAAAGAUUUAUCUAUCCAACGGCUUGGUUUUGGUGUUCUUAAUAAAGUCGUCUUGGAGUUUCCUGAAGUAUUUUGGGAUGAUUCUAUUGACUACUUUGGUGCGACUGCAGAAGAAACAGACGAGAGGGGCAGAUGCUUUAUGUUCUGGAAUGUCAAGAAAACUGUUGGGGCACCUGUUCUUAUAGCGUUAGUUGUUGGAAAAGCUGCUAUAGAUGGCCAGGAAAUGAGCUCCUCCGACCAUGUAAAGCAUUCAUUGCUGGUCCUGCGCAAGCUUUAUGGUGAGAACAAGGUACCUGAUCUAGUUGCUUCGGUGGUCACCAACUGGGGAAAAGAUCCUUAUAGCUACGGGGCUUACUCUUAUGUGGCUGUUGGGUCAUCAGGAGAAGAUUAUGACAUAUUGGGCAGGCCUGUGGAGAACUGUUUAUUUUUUGCGGGUGAGGCUACCUGCAAGGAGCAUCCUGACACGGUUGGUGGUGCAAUGAUGAGUGGGUUACGGGAAGCUGUCCGCAUAAUUGAUAUAUUGACUACAGGCACUGAUUACACUGCUGAAGCAGAGGCAAUGGAGGAUGCAAAGAGGCAUUCAGAUGUUGAAAGGAGUGAAAUAAGGGACAUUAUGAAGAGACUUGAAGCAGUAGAGCUCUCAAGUGUUUUGUGUAAGAACUCUUUGGAUGGGGUGAAGAUCGUGACCCGGGAGAAUCUGCUAAAGGACAUGUUCUGUAAUGCCAAUACAACAGCAGGAAGAUUGCAUCUCGCAAAAGAAUUGUUGAAACUUCCGGUAGAAGUUUUGAGAUCCUUUGCUGGAACUAAAGAAGGGCUUAGCACACUUAAUUUGUGGAUGCUGGACUCCAUGGGCAAGGAUGGGACCCAACUCUUGCGUCAUUGCGUUCGUGUACUAGUACUUGUUUCAACCGAUUUGGUUGCAGUCCGACUGUCAGGCAUCGGGAAAACUGUUAAAGAAAAAGUCUGUGUGCAUACCAGCCGUGACAUACGUGCUGUAGCAAGUCAGCUUGUCAAUGUGUGGAUAGAACUUUUUCGAAAGGAGAAGGCUGCCAAUGGUGGUCUGAAAUUACUAAGACAAUCCACUGCCACUGAUACUUCAAAGAGCAAACACAUGGCAGCACCUGGAAAACCACCGAUUCGCAAUCCUCCUUCGGCAGUAGACAGUAAACGGGGUUCUAAAGUUUCUUCAUCGUCUGGAAAUCAGAGGCUGAAUGUCAAGCCAGCUACUCUAGAAACUAUUCCAGAUGUUGAACCAUCAACCUCCCAAGCUUCAGUAGGAAGGCAAAAUUUUCCCAUGUCUGAGGAAGAGAAGGUCGCGUUUGCCGCUGCAGAAGCAGCUCGUGUUGCUGCUCUAGCAGCUGCUGAGGCUUAUGCUUCAUCUGGUGCCAAGUGUAACAUGCCACUGCAGCUUCCUAAGAUACCCUCAUUUCACAAAUUUGCUAGACGGGAACAAUAUGCAAAUAUGGAUGAGUCUGACAUCCGAAGGAAUUGGCCUGGUGGUGUGGUAGGAAGGCAAGAUUGCUUAUCUGAAAUUGAUUCUCGCAACUGCCGAGUGAGGGAUUGGUCUGUUGAUUUUUCUGCUGCUGGUGUGAACCUUGACAGUUCAAGAAUGUCCGCUGAUAAUCGCUCACAGCGUAGCCUCUCAAAUGACAAUGCUUGUCAGUUUAACUUUAAGGAGCACUCUGGAGAAAGUGCACCUGUAGAUAGUAGUAUAUUCACCAAAGCGUGGGUUGAUAGCUCAAGUAGUGUAGGGAUAAAGGAUUACAAUGCCAUUGAAAUGUGGCAAUGUCAGGCAGCUGCUGCUAAUUCAGAUUUCUAUGAUCCAGUUAUGCAUGUCACUGAUGAAGAGGAUUCAAACAUGUGUUCCCAAAUGCUUAUGAGAAAGCAUGAUGCAUUAGUGUGUGAGAGCUCUGCCUCACAAAUUACUGUAAAUAAAGAGAUGUUAGAUAAUCAACCGAGAGGAGCAGAAAGAAUUAAGCAGGCUGUUGUAGAUUAUGUUGCAUCUUUGCUGAUGCCACUUUAUAAAGCAAGGAAACUGGACAAGGAGGGGUAUAAAUCCAUAAUGAAGAAAACUGCUACAAAGGUGAUGGAACAUGCUACGGAUGCUGAAAAGUCAAUGCUUGUGUACGAAUUUCUCGAUUUCAAACGUAAAAACAAGAUUAGAGAUUUCGUGGACAAGUUGAUUGAAAGGCAUUUGCAGAUGAAGCCGGGUGCAAAAUCAUAAUGGACAAAGGAUGAGUAGUCACACCCUUAUUGAUGCUUUGCAACAGGGUGGUUAGUCUGAUCAAUUUUUUCAUGACUGGGUACAACAAUCAUUGGCGAGUGAGAAAUGCAGGCUUCAUUAAAAAAUUAUGCCUGCUAAGGUAGUUGUCUACAGAGCUGCAGUCAAGAAAGACGACUCUUUUGUUGAGCGUAUCAUGGACUGUUUAUUGUCAGAGACACUGAUUAAUUGCCCUGCAAAUUUGAGACUUCUGACAUUUCUGUUGCAGUGUGCGUGCAAGAAAAACAUUCUCAAGGUGGCAAAGUAGGGUGAAAAGAUUAACGUGUCUGCCCUGUGAAUGUUAUACUUCUACUCCUGCUGACAGACAUGAAUUCCUUCAGAGAUGACAAGAUUAGGUUUAGAAUUGGUAGUCAGAUUUGAAUUUGUAUUAUAUAGGGAAAAAGUAGCCCUUUUUUCCUUCUGUUCAUGGUUUCCCUUUGAUGAACAAUCACUUCUGACUUUUCUUUAGUUUUGGUAUGUGUACAGCUCAGGAUUUCUAUCAUUGCAACAAAUAUACAGAACAUUUUGAGGGCGUCA
Messenger RNA from Capsicum annuum, 7003 nucleotides. RefSeq names its product lysine-specific histone demethylase 1 homolog 3. The record is from RefSeq and is a predicted model, not a curated record. Lineage: Eukaryota; Viridiplantae; Streptophyta; Magnoliopsida; Solanales; Solanaceae. Gene Ontology annotation, molecular function: oxidoreductase activity; protein binding. The transcript has 9 exons. Bases 389 to 6430 code for a protein of 2013 amino acids.